AAAGCAUGGCAGGGGAUGAGGUAUCAACCCAAAUGUGACUCUUAUUUUACAGCUGGAAAGAAUGCUGUGCAUCAGCUCCAAGCCCAGGUUGGCACAGCAACCCAGGAGGAGAGCUGCCAAGGGCCUGUCCUGCUGAGUCAGGUCCCAGAAACAACAUCUGUGCCAUAUACCCCAGAGACCAUGGGGCAACAUCUGACGGUGUCCCUUUCUGGGGAGCCCCAUGGGCCCUCUGCCAUGCCAAGCAUGUUCCCAAGCCUGAUUCUUCAGCCCACCACUGAUGCUAUGCUACUGCAGCCACAGGGCCCCAGUGCCUCCAACCAGGCUUCAGUUUCUGCUGCCUUAGAGUGGCAGGAGAUGCUGGAGGCUGCUGAAGCUCUGCUGGCUCUGAAAAAUUCUUCUCAGACACGUCACCAGCCUUGUGGCAUGCCAGGUCCUGCUGGAGAGAGGGGACUGCAGCUGGCCAGCCCCUCUAUGCCACCACGGCCUGCCAGCUCUGGUUCACUGCCUUCUGGACAUCUGGAUUGCAUGUCCCUCUUGACCUAAGAACCCAGACUGUGAGGCCUCGCUAGACCACUGCCUGUUUGAUUCCUAUUUCUGAACUUGCAAAAUGGCUCCUGUCCAAAGUGCUUAAUGUGUUUUUUAAGCAUUCAGGUAUUUUAUAAGCUUUCAGAUCCUUUUUAUGAUGUAGGGCAAUUACUUGGCUGUCCUAUGUUCUUUACCCCCAUCCCUUAUUUCUUUGGAAGCUGGGGCUUUUUAUGUGUCUUAUAAAAUGCUUUGUGCAAUCUAAUGUGAUCAAUCAAUCUAUCAGUGGGGUUCUGAGUGGUAUCAAAUGCCAGUGUUUUUCUUUGUGUGCAAUCGCACACAUACCUGUGCACUACUGUACUUAUACAUGCAUGUGGAAACAUGAAGAUUUUCACAUUGCAUCUAGAUUUGUGUGUUAACAAAAAUAAAUAAUUUUGU
Molecule: messenger RNA, 960 nt
Organism: Acomys russatus (golden spiny mouse)
Lineage: Eukaryota; Metazoa; Chordata; Mammalia; Rodentia; Muridae
Product: doublesex- and mab-3-related transcription factor C1-like
Exons: 5
Coding region: 16-543 (175 amino acids)
Source: RefSeq, a predicted model, not a curated record